This is a messenger RNA of Epinephelus moara (kelp grouper), 1007 nucleotides long. RefSeq names its product acyl-coenzyme A thioesterase 6-like. NCBI's taxonomy places the organism in Eukaryota, Metazoa, Chordata, Actinopteri, Perciformes, Serranidae. Gene Ontology annotation, biological process: acyl-CoA metabolic process; fatty acid metabolic process. Gene Ontology annotation, molecular function: fatty acyl-CoA hydrolase activity. The transcript is spliced from 4 exons. The annotation marks the transcript as partial. The record is from RefSeq and is a predicted model, not a curated record.
AGAUGUCCUCCCAAGUCAUACUGAGGCUGCUGCCCAGAGCCAGAUGCAUGUUUGAUGAGCCUGUUCAGGUGAUGGUGUCCAGGCUGAGGGCGAGACAGGUGGUCACCAUGAGAGCCAGGUCAACUGACGAAAAAGGAGUGGAGUUCAGCUCCUCGGCCACCUACAAGGCUGAUGGGAACGGGGAGAUCAACCUGGGGAGAGACCCCUCACUCAGCGGGAGCUACGUCGGGGUUGAACCUAUGGGUCUGCUGUGGUCGAUGAGGGCAGAUGUCUUGCACAAAAGGUUCCAAGAGACCAGAUCUGGGGCCUGUUUGUCAGGUGACACACUGACCCUUCUGGAGCCACCGGAAGAUGAUCCGUUUACCUUUUUGUUAGGAUUUAAUUACUAUAUGAUGGCUUUACUAUCAUUUCCAUCAUUUGAAUGCAAUAAAAAUGUCUCUUUAAUGUGUCCUCAUGUGUCUUUUGGUCCAGGAGGAGGUCUGUUCCCUGCUGUGUUGGAUCUGUACACUUUUGGUGGAGGUUUGUCAGAGAAAAGGGCCUCUCUGUUGGCCAGCCGUGGAUUUGUGGUUCUGACUGUAGCCCUGUACGGUCAUGAUGACAUGGCGAGGAACAUCACAGAGGUCCAUCUGGAUUAUUUUGAAGAAGCAAUUGAGUUUUUAAGAAAACAAGACAAGGUGGGCAGUAAAGGAGUUGGUGUAAUAUCAAUUUCAAAAAGUGCAGAUCUUGCACUAUUAAUAGCCUCUUACCUGCCAGAUGUCGAGGCCACAGUGUGGAUAAAUGGCUGCUGUGCUAAUACACUUCUACCCCUUUACUAUAAGAAGAACCAAAUCCAGGGGCAGCACGGUGGUGUGGUGGUUAGCACUGUCGCCUCACAGCAAGAGGGUUGCCGGUUCGAUCCCGGGUGUGGGAGCCCUUCUGUGCGGAGUUUGCAUGUUCUCCCCGUGUCAGCGUGGGUUCUCUCCGGGCACUCCGGCUUCCUCCCACAGUCCAAAGACAUGCAGAUUGGG